Molecule: messenger RNA, 618 nt
Organism: Lutzomyia longipalpis
Lineage: Eukaryota; Metazoa; Arthropoda; Insecta; Diptera; Psychodidae
Gene: mRpS17
Product: 28S ribosomal protein S17, mitochondrial
Exons: 2
Coding region: 97-561 (154 amino acids)
Biological process (GO): mitochondrial translation
Cellular component (GO): ribosome; mitochondrial small ribosomal subunit
Molecular function (GO): structural constituent of ribosome
Source: RefSeq, a predicted model, not a curated record
AUACCGCUAAAUUAUUGCCAUAACCUCACAAAAACAAUAUUUUGGAAAAACUUGAUUUUCUUAUUUUUUCUUGCUAUUUUUCCUGUAAUUUCCGCAAUGGCAAGUAGAAAUCUCAUCCUCUUGGGUCAGGUGGUUCCGAAUAUAAAGCGAAAUGCGUGCAAAGUGAGAAUUCGAAGGAUGGAUUUAGAUCAAAAUCUCCUUAUGUACUUCAAGAAGGAAGAAUUCGUCUUUGCCCACGAUCCAGAGAAGAAAUGCAAAGUUGGUGACAUUGUCCUUGUGAAGGAACUUCCGCAGAAAUUGAGUACCCUCAUUACACACUCUGUGGAUGUUGUCUAUCCCUUUGGGGAUGUUACUUGUCCAGUUACCGGUAAGAAGGUCGUCGUGGGAAAGUACAGAGAUCACGUGGAGGAGGCAACACAGCUCUAUGGGAAAUCCGAAAAGGCAUUCGACUACACCAAGGCACCCCCGCGUGGACGACAAGAAGGCAUCCGAGAUUUCAGUCAUCAGGAGACGUACAAAAAAUACCACGAAGAUGGCAAAGAUCAGCCUUUUGCGUGGUAGGAAGCACCCGCCAAAUGUAAUUUAUUUUUAGAAAAAAAUUGUACUGAAAUUUCAAGA